CUUGCUGUCUCCCGACCCACGACCUAGGCCAACCUGGACUCCUUCAUCUCCAAUGAGGUGGCCUCUACAUUGUAUAUGAAGGCUCUGAUUUUUCAUUCCGCCGGGAUCCAUCUUACAACAUGGCAAUCCAGUGCAGACCGGAGGAUGAAACUGAACAACACAGCUAAAAUAAAGUGUAUUCCCAGAACACACGUUGUGGAAACAGGAUGAAGCUGACCAGUGAGGAGUUGCCCAAGGACCCCGUUUAUAGCUCUCUGUCCCAGUAUGCCGCCAAGAACCAGUCGUUCUCCCAGUGGAGGAAGGAGAAGUCCGACCACUACAGCCACGCUAACUUGGUGGACAAGGCACUGCAGCUCUUGAAGGAAAGGAUAAGAAGAGGCGAUGCCGUGGCCUAUUUCCUACGAGGCCAACUCUAUUUUGAAGAGGGAUGGUAUGAAGAAGCCUUGGAGCAGUUUGAAGAAAUCAAGGAGAAGGACCACCAAGCGAUGUACCAGCUGGGAGUGAUGUACUACGACGGGCUGGGCACAGCUGUGAACGCUGAAAAAGGAGUGGAAUAUAUGAACAAUAUAAUUGAUUCUCCGUGUCCCAAAGCAAGACACUUACAGUUUGCAGCUGCUUACAACCUUGGACGUGCUUACUACGAAGGCAAAGGUGUUAAACGAUCCAAUGAGGAAGCUGAAAGGCUGUGGCUUUUUGCUGCGGACAAUGGGAAUCCAAAAGCCAGUGUGAAGGCCCAGAGUAUCCUCGGACUGUAUUACUCAACGAAAGAGCCCAAAGAGUUAGAAAAGGCGUUUUACUGGCAUUCAGAAGCCUGCGGCAACGGAAACCUGGAGUCCCAGGGGGCACUGGGGCUCAUGUACCUGUACGGACAGGGCAUCCGCCAGGACACCGAGGCUGCCCUGCACUGCCUGCGGGAAGCGGCGGAGCGUGGGAACGUGUGCGCGCAGGGGCACCUGGUGGAGUAUUACUACAACAUGAAGUUCUUCACCAAGUGCGUGGCGUUCUCCAAGAGGAUCGCCGACUACGACGAGGCUCACGACAUCCCCAUGAUAGCCAAGGUCACGGACUGUCUCCCGGAGUUCAUCUGCAGGGGCAUGGCCAUGGCGGCCUUCUACCACGCGCGCUGCCUCCAGCUCGGCCUGGGGAUCUCCAAGGACGAGGCGGCCGCGAAGCACUACUAUUCUAAAGCCUGUCGUCUGAACCCCACUCUGGCAGAUGAACUUCACUCUUUACUGAUUCGUCAAAGAAUUUAGACCGUCGUGCAUUUCAACAAAGAUCGUCCACCCUGUGACACCUUUAAAAUGUGUGUAUUUUUACAACAGCUGUGUCUGGUUAUUUUGUACAUCUCAAGUUACAUAGUUUGGGUUUUUUACUGAUGACACGUUACCUUUCACUCUUGGGUUUGUAGUCUGUGAUUCACAACUUGAAACGCAGCUACAGGAUCAAGCAGCCGGGCAACCGCUCGGAAACCCAGUCCUCCGCCUGCCGACCGGCCUAGACCGCGUCAGACCCUGAAAACCACACCAUACUCUGCUCCCCGUCUUCAAAUGCAGCACCCCAAAAGACCUGGUGUGACCUUUGGUUGAAAGGCUUCAGAAGUAUAAAUGCUACCACGUGUAAGAUAUUCUAUACAUGAAAUAAAUUGUUUCAUUUUAACCUGUUAUUUAAAUGUUUAAAUUUAAAAUUCACAAAGUUUUUGGAUGGAAUUUACAAGUAAUUUUUUAAAUAAAUUUGUGUAGCAUUUAUGCUUCUGAAGUUGUUGCAGCUGAGACGGCGCUAGAUCUCCUGGGACGUCUUGUAUUCGCAAAAGAGAUUGUUAUAAAUGGUUCAACUGGCUGAUUUAGGACCGACUUUAACAACAGCGGGUUUAAGAAGUGGUUUACAAGCCUGUCCCUCCACAUCUUAACUAACUUGAGUUAAUGAAACAACGGCUACAUUCCUGAGAAGACCAUCAGUUCAAGCCAGACGUCUUCUUUGUGCUUCGUUGCCUUCAUGUUAAAAAACCUAGAUGUACUUCGAAGCAAGAUAAAAUGUGAAAAGAAAUCUCCAUGGAAUCCAUACAGAACUAAAUACGGUUAAAAACUGAGUUAGCAGAAGGCUUUCCUGAUAGUACUGGCUUCACCGGAGACAAAAGAGGGCAGG
Phyllostomus discolor (pale spear-nosed bat) is the source of this 2142-nucleotide messenger RNA. RefSeq names its product LRP2 binding protein (gene LRP2BP). NCBI's taxonomy places the organism in Eukaryota, Metazoa, Chordata, Mammalia, Chiroptera, Phyllostomidae. Bases 207 to 1253 code for a protein of 348 amino acids. The record is from RefSeq and is a predicted model, not a curated record. The transcript has 9 exons. Gene Ontology annotation, molecular function: protein binding.